Messenger RNA from Dibothriocephalus latus, 699 nucleotides. NCBI's taxonomy places the organism in Eukaryota, Metazoa, Platyhelminthes, Cestoda, Diphyllobothriidea, Diphyllobothriidae. The record is from the annotation of a GenBank genome assembly.
UCUGCCUAUGCGCGCCUUCUGGACUUCAAGCAGAAGUUCCUCGAGGCCGGUCAGCGCUACGCUGAACUCUCGAUUCGUUUCCCCUGGCUGCAGGAGUCAGAGAAGAUGGCCUUUCUCGAGAGAGCUCUACUCUCCGCGCUGUUGGCCGGUGUAGGCCAACAGAGGGCUCGUCUACUGACCACACUGUACAAAGACGAACGUUGUCAGUCCCUACAGGCCUAUCCCAUCCUCGAGAAGAUGUACAUGCGUCGACUCAUCAGUCGUAACUGCCUACAGAGUCUUGAGCCGCUCUUCAUCAAGUACUACCCACAACUGUUCUUUGGUGGCAAAACCGAGGAUACCACCGCCAUGGACGCAGGAGGGCAAGAUGCGACGGUGGAACCUACAGCGCCCGGUGCCGGCGGUGAAACGCCCACCACAUCCGCUUCCGCUAGACCCAUCCAGAACAUUCUGGAACGCGUUACCGUGGAGCACAAUAUGCUGGCAGCCAGCCUCAUCUACAACAACAUCAGUCUCAGCAACUUGGGUGAACUGCUGGAAGUGGAUGCCAGUCGGGCUGAAACAGUGGCCGCCCAUAUGAUUGGUGAAGGUCGGCUCGUUGCUCAAAUCGAUCAGAUAGACGGAUUCAUCCACUUUGAAAGUGAGUUUCGUUUUAUCCGACUGGCAAUGAUCCUACCCCCUCUAUAUACGUAUGCGUGA